Salvia miltiorrhiza (redroot sage) is the source of this 1316-nucleotide messenger RNA. Its product is annotated as transcription factor MYB62-like. NCBI's taxonomy places the organism in Eukaryota, Viridiplantae, Streptophyta, Magnoliopsida, Lamiales, Lamiaceae. Gene Ontology annotation, cellular component: nucleus. The transcript is spliced from 3 exons. The record is from RefSeq and is a predicted model, not a curated record. Gene Ontology annotation, biological process: regulation of DNA-templated transcription. Gene Ontology annotation, molecular function: sequence-specific DNA binding; DNA-binding transcription factor activity. The coding region runs from base 165 to 962 and encodes 265 amino acids.
CCAUAUCUCUUUUCAUUAUUUCUAAAUUUUAUUUUCCUCAAUAAAAAAUAAAUAAAUAAAUAAAUAACCACCCACACUAUAAAACUCUGUCGUGGGGUUUCAGCUGCGCAUUCAACCAAAAACACCUCAUCAUCACAACAACUGUUUCUACGUAUUUUGGUAUAAUGAGUAGUAAUUCAAAAACCAAGAUUAAUAUUUAUGAAUGCGAGAGCGAGCUACGAAGAGGGCCUUGGACUCUUGAAGAAGACAAUCUUCUCAUUCAAUAUGUUUCUUCUCACGGUGAAGGCCGCUGGAAUUCCUUAGCCAAAUUUGCUGGGCUGAAGAGAACAGGGAAGAGUUGCAGAUUGAGAUGGCUCAACUAUCUGAAGCCUGACAUUAAGAGAGGAAACUUCAGCCCUCAUGAGCAGCUCUUGAUUCUUGAACUCCACUCCAAAUGGGGGAAUAGGUGGUCGAAAAUCGCGCAGCAUUUGCCGGGAAGAACAGACAACGAGAUCAAGAACUACUGGCGAACGCGGGUGCAGAAGCAAGCCCGGCAGCUCAAAGUGGAUUCCAACAGCAAGAAAUUCCUCGAGGCGAUCCGCACGUUUUGGAUGCCGAGAUUAAUGGAGAAGAUGGAGCAGAAUUCGCCGUCGACGGUGUCGUCUCCGUCUUCCUCCAUCGCCGCCGCCCCGUCGUCUCCGGCGAUCAGCCAGCUGGCGCCUCCGGAUUCGCUCUGUCCGAAUCCGGUAAAUAACAGCAACUCAGACGGUAAUAAUUAUGAUAUAUUCUCCGUGAACUUAACGGCGGUUAAAAAUCAGACGGAGAUUCCGAUUGAGGAAAGUUACUACAAUGUGGGAUUCCCCGGCUGCUACGAUGACAUGCAGGUGCAGGGUAUCUCGCCCCCGGAGUGCCACGUGGCGGAGAUUGAUUGGUUCGGGGAGGACUUUUGGAACACUGAUGAGCUGUGGCAGUUUAGGAAGUAGUAGUGAUCAAAAUUGGUUGGUCAGGUCUGUAGAUAGACAUUAAUUACUUAAUUAGGACUGUCUUAAUCUGAUAAUUAACUAGUUAAGUGGCUCUUGUUUUUGUAGUAGGGCCAAGAGAAAGGUCGCUAAUAAAGCCCGAACUGAUAGUAUAGUUUAAGGUAUUUAAUCAAGAAUUAAGAUUUUAUUGGGUGGGUCACAACAUUAAUGUAUCCGAACUCAAUCAGUUCUAACUAUGUAAGAGAUUGGGUUCUCUUUGAUGUAAGGCUUUUCUACUUUCUUCUUUGUGUGGUCUAAUCAAACUUUGUUCCCACAUAAAGUGUGUCUCACUUUAAUGCAAAGAGUUUAUUACCUCCA